UGCCUCCCAUCCCAUGUUUUCAACUUGCAUGUGUGGUUUGAAUGUGCAAGCAUUUGUGUGUGGUGUGUUCUGGAGUUUGGGAAUGUGUUCUGUGUUAUUUUUGUUUGAGCAGGUAUUUGUGAUAAUAGAUCUUGAGAAGAUCUUUCCGACGCAACAAGAAUCCCUUCAAUCGGAGCAAGAACGCGAAAGCUAUGAAGAUUCAAAGAUCAUGAGCUUGCGGGAAACUCUGCCGAAAUUUCGUGGACGCCGACACUUGUGAAAAUAUCGAGGGAGCUGAGUCUGGACAGCAAAGGGGGAGCUGAAAUUCGUCAUUUCUCAAGGAGAAGAUGAAUGAGAGAGGAGGAGAUGCUAAUGGAAGAGGAGCUGUACCUGAGAAGACAAGUGAGCCGCCACCAUCAAAGGUUGAAGCUUUGGAUGGCUCCAACUAUGAGGAAUGGAGCGGGCGCAUGAGGAGUGCCUUCAAACGCUACAAGCUACUGAAGAUUGCUGUUGGGGAGGAGAAGAUGCCGGAAGAAGGCGAAGAACGCGAACGGUGGAUUGAGAAAAGCACGGUGCUUUUCGACCUCAUCCUUCAAUCGGUCAACAAGGAGAUGUUCGAGCACAUCAAGGAUCUUGUGGAAGCGGAUGAUUCGGGUCCAAGGGCGUGGAAACUACUACGCGAUGUGAUUCAGCCCAACACUCUUCCGAUGGUGAUCGUGCUCGAGAAGGAACUUGCUGCAAUCUCCAUGCGACCAGGGGAUGAUGUGAAACCGGUCCUUGACAAGAUCAAGGACACCUAUGCAAGGAUGGCAGCAGCGGGCAGCAGCGUUUCUCAGCUGCAGCAGUGCACCAAGAUCAUCUCGGUGUUGGAUAACUCGUGGGACAACCUCAUCCCCACCCUCAACUCUCAGCAAGAUCAAUGGACACCUGAGUGGCUAAGGCAGCAGAUUCUGCAGGAGGACUUCCGCAGACGCCAUGUGGGAGGCGGUGCUGCCACUAAGACUGCUGAGGGGUAUGGAGCUGCAGGGCGCGGCAGAGGAAGAGGGGGUUGGAGAGGCCGAGGCCGUGGGAGGAGCUUUGGCAGAGGUAGAGGCCGAGGUGACUAUAAUGAGGGGCAUGGGAGCUCUGGUGGCAGGGGGAGUACCAGAAUGGAGGGCACCUGCUGGUACUGCAAGAAGGUCGGGCAUCCUUGGUUCAAGUGCUUCAGCAGGCCGGAGGGAUGGGCACCUCCAGGCAUGAAGCCGCCCAGUGCAGCGUCAGGUGCUUUGCUCCCCGUGAUUGGUGUUGGGAAUGCCAAGGUUAAGGGAGCCAAUGGGGAACUUGUGGGGCUUGGGAAUGUUCUGCUGGUUGAAGGUCUGUCUGCUAACCUUCUCUCUGUGCGGCGACUGCAGAAGAGCAAGGCCGAAGUGACCUUUGGACCAACCAGCUGCCGUGCUAAGCUUGGGAAGAAGGCUUCAUCAAGGAGUGGUGAGGCCGAUUGGGAGACAUGGCAUGAGAGGCUGUGUCAUGUAAACUUCCCUAUGCUGCAGAAGUUGGUGAAGGAUGGGAGCCUGAAAGGCUUGGAGGUGAAAGGGGGAGUGAAGGAGAUUGGGAGCUGCCCUACAUGCUUGGAGACCAAGUUCUCCAAGUUUCCCUUCAACAGCACUACAGGAACAACACUGAGGGUGCUGUUAGCGAUAGCUGCACUCCUGGGAUGGAAGAUACGGCAGAUGGACAUUGUGACUGCCUUUCUGAAUGGGAUCAUUCUGGAGGAGGUGUACAUGAAGCAGCCAGAGGGGCUGGAUGAUGGGAGCGGCAGGAAGGAGCCGACGGUGAUCUUCUGUGACAAUGAGUCUGCUGUGAAGCUCGCCAAGAAUGCUUGUCUGCAUGGGCUUACAAAACACAUAAGGCCUAAGUGGCACUGGGUGAGGAGACUCCUUGAUAAGGAGGUGCGGCUGGAGAUAGUGAAGACCCAUCAGCAGGCAGCAGAUAUUUUCACUAAGCGUCUGGCGGAGGCGGAUCAUUGGAAGGGCAUGAAGCUUGCUGGGAUGAGUGUGCAUUGAGUAUGCAUGCUUGAGAUGUGGUAUGGUGGAUGAUGGUUGGCAGCCAGAGGGGGAGAUUGUUGUGUGAUGUCAUCAUAUGCUAUCACAUUCUGUCUGCCUCCCAUCCCAUGUUUUCAACUUGCAUGUGUGGUUUGAAUGUGCAAGCAUUUGUGUGUGGUGUGUUCUGGAGUUUGGGAAUGUGUUCUGUGUUAUUUUUGUUUGAGCAGGUAUUUGUGAUAAUAGAUCUUGAGAAGAUCUUUCCGACGCAACGAGAAUCCCUUCAAUCGGAGCAAGAACGCGAAAGCUAUGAAGAUUCAAAGAUCAUGAGCUUGCGUUACAAUUGCGGCGGUUACAAAGUGAAGUUGUGGGGUGACUUUAUAUGGAGUUGGGACCUUUGGGUUUGGGGAAACUUGUCACUCUACUGUAACAGCUGCAAAUAGGUUGGGAACAACCAAGCUAGGUUGGCAAGGGUGGCCAACUUGGAUGGAUUGGUUGGGAAGGGACAAAGGUCAAAUUUGGGGUUCCUAUAGGGAGGGAAUCUUUGUGCUUAUGGGGUUUCCUUGGUUGGGGACUCUCUUGGGACCUUCCCUCUCGUCCCUCUCUUCUAUCCCAACCUUUCUCUUGCUCCUCUAAUUCCUUGUGAG
Closterium sp. NIES-67 is the source of this 2644-nucleotide messenger RNA. NCBI's taxonomy places the organism in Eukaryota, Viridiplantae, Streptophyta, Zygnematophyceae, Desmidiales, Closteriaceae. The record is from the annotation of a GenBank genome assembly.